AUGGAGUUCGGCCGCUUGGAUAGGCUUUUUGACCGCGUGGGGCACUUCGGCAGAUACCAGGUAUUUCUCUAUUUCACAUGUGCCUUCCAGAACAUCUCCUGUGGUAUCCACUACUUGGCUUCGGUGUUUAUGACAGUGCUCCCCAAGCAUACCUGCAUGCCCCCAGGCAAAGUGACUCGGGUUCUGUUCCACAAUGCCUCCAUGUGGAGGAUGGACGACAUCUGGAACCUGUUUACCUUAAGGCACGAAGAUCACAUUGUUGUGCAGCUAGAGGAUGAUGAGAUCUGGGAGCUCAAAAGUUGUCAGAGGUUCCGGCGGGAUAACAAGUCGAGUUUGAACUACGAAUAUAAUGGCCAUAAAAGUAGCUUUCCUUGUUUGGAUGGCUACAUCUAUGACAAGAGCAAAUGGGACAGCACUGUGGUGACUCAGUGGGACCUGGUCUGUAACCGAGAAUGGUUUGCAAGGCUGAUCCAGCCUACAUUCAUGUUUGGAGUCCUGCUCGGAGCGCUGAUUUUUGGCUACCUUUCUGACAGGGUGGGACGACGAUCUGUCUUGUGGUUCACAAGCAUUGGCAUGUAUUUGUUUGGCAUAGCGGCAGCGUUCACAUUGGAUUAUUACAGCUUCAUGCUUGCACGUUUUCUUCUUGCUAUUGUUUCAAGUGGCUAUCUAGUGGUGGUGUUUGUCUAUGUGACAGAAUUUAUUGGCAGGAAGGCUCGGACGUGGGCGUCCAUGCACGUGCAUUCCUUUUUUGCGAUUGGAACAAUGGCGGUGGCUUUGACGGCCUACUUAGUCAGGACCUGGUGGAUCUAUCAGCUAAUCCUCUCCACAGUGACUAUCCCCUUUGUUGUGGUCUGUUGGAUGCUCCCGGAGACCCCUUUUUGGCUUCUUUCAGAAGGAAGACAUGAAGAGGCACAAGUGAUAGUAGAUAAGAUGGCCAAGUGGAAUAGGACAAGCACUUGUAAGCUGUCAGAACUUUUAUCACUGGAUAUAUAUGGUCCUGCUAGUAAGCAGCCUUCUAAAAUUGAGGUGCACAAAUUCUCAGAUCUGUUUUAUGACUGGAAUAUUGGAACAAGGACAGUUAUUGUCUGGCUGAUUUGGUUCACGGGGUGUUUGGGAUUCUAUUUCUUCUCCUUGAAUUCUGUUAAUUUAGGAGGCAAUGAAUAUUUAAACCUCUUUCUCAUGGGUGCAGUGGAAAUUCCUGCCUAUGUUUUCGUGUGCUUGGGGAUGGACAGUAUGGGCAGAAGAAAUGUUCUGUUCCUCUUCCUCAUGUCAGGCGCAGUUUUCUGUGGUGUGAUUAUGGUAAUCCCCCCGGAUUAUCAUAAUUGGACUGUGGUGGCAUCUAUAGCUGGAAAAUUUGCCGUAGGGUCAGUGUUUGGCCUCAUUUACCUUUAUACAGCAGAGCUGUACCCAACUGACGCAGGCCCUGGGAAGUGGCAGCAUGGUGUCCCGUGCAGGAAGCAUCAUCGCCCCGCUCUCCCUUUACCUCUCUGGCAUUUGGACCUCCACGCCCCAGUUGCUUGUCGGGAUUUUGGCCUUUGUGAGUGGAAUGCUAACCCUAAAACUUCCAGAAACCCUCGGGAAGCCUCUGCCAAAUACUUGGGAGGAGGCAAUCAAACUAAAUGA
Molecule: messenger RNA, 1623 nt
Organism: Pteronotus mesoamericanus
Lineage: Eukaryota; Metazoa; Chordata; Mammalia; Chiroptera; Mormoopidae
Gene: SLC22A16
Product: solute carrier family 22 member 16
Exons: 8
Coding region: 1-1623 (540 amino acids)
Biological process (GO): transmembrane transport
Cellular component (GO): membrane
Source: RefSeq, a predicted model, not a curated record